AUGUUUAAACAGCUGUCACAAAUUGGUAAGAACCUUACUGAUGAAUUGGCCAAGGGUUUAGCCGAUGACAUGAACCCUACCUCGUCGGAACAACAAAUUGAAGACGAUAAAAGUGGCUUACCAAAAGAAGUACAAGCUAAACUAAGAAAGUUUGAGAAGUAUGAACAGAAAUAUCCUUUGCUACUUUCCGCUUACAAAAAUGAGAAAUUAAAAUCGGAGAAGUUUGAGGCUGUCGAAAAGAUUUUAGCGGAAAAUACACCCAUAUCGAAUAUUGAUGAUGCAGUGGAUACGUUGCCAGCUUUUUUCCAAGAUUUAAACAACAAAAAUAACCUAUUGAAUGACGAGAUCAAGAGAUUAACUAAGGAGAAUUCAGAAGUGGUGCCGGAGAGCACCUCUAGUGAAACUCUAAAAGGCAAGGAAGAGGAAUUCUUGAGAAAAGAGCAAGAUUAUAAAAAUGAAAUUGAUAGUCUUAAAAAUAAAAUGCAAGCUUUGGACAUAGAAAUGGAUACUUUACAGAAGGAAAAGAAUGACACCGUUUCAGGUUUGAGGGAAAAAAUAGCUGAACUGGAAAAUAUGCUAAAGGAAGAAAGGGAGGCAAAAAAGCAGAAAGAGGAAAUUUCUAUAUCCGAAUUAAAAGAGGAAUUGGGUAUCAAGGAACAUUCCCUUAAGGACAGUCAAAUGAAGAUAACUGAAUUGGAGCAGAAUUUGGCAUCAAAUAAUAAUAUAAUCGAGGAGAAGUCCUCGAAGUUGGCAGAGCUAGAUAUUUUCUUGAAAGAGAAGGAGCGGAAGAUAAGUGUAUUGGAAAAGAAAAUGAAAGAGCCACCGAAGGCCAUGAUAUCUAAUCAAAAUGUAGGGAACAAUAACAGAAGGAAAAAGAAUAGAAACAAGGGGAAGAAAAACAAGGGAAAUGUGACUGUAGGUGAUGUCAGUGAGGAGGAAACGGUCGAUAAUUUAAUCAAUACCGAGGAAUAUGAUAAACUUAAGGAAAAUAUGGAAGCCUUACAAGAAAAACAUAAAGAUUGUGAAGACUGGAAACAUAAGUAUGAGGAAGUAGAAACAGAACUAAAGAAUGUUAAAGAAUUGGAAAACUCACGGCUCGAAAAAUCGGCAAAGGAACAGGAAACCCUCAACUUUGAGUUGAUCGAAACCAAAAAGUUACUGAAAGAAAAGAAUUUGGAGUUAGAAGAGGUAAGAGACAUGCUGAGGACUGUAGGCAAUGAGCUUGUGGAUGCAAAAGAUGAGAUAAAAGAAUCUUCGAGUAAACAGAAUGAAGAGGUAAAAGCCGUUAAGCUGGAACUUGAUGAUUUACGCCAUAAAAAUGCAACAAUGAUUGAGGCCUAUGAAGCUAAAAAUACUGAAUUGAAAAAUAGGAUAGAAUCAUUGAGUAAGAAAGUAGAGCAUCUGAAUAAUUUAUGUACCGAAAAAGAGAAAGAGCAAACUACAUUGAAGAACAAGGUAGCCAAAUUGAAUGAGGAGAUAUCUCAACUUACAUCCGAAAAAUCAAACAUAACAAAGGAACUUGCUUCCUUAAGAACCUCUUACAAACAAAAGGAAAAAACUGUGGGUUACUUGGAGGAACAGGUUAAACAAUUUAGUGAGCAAAAGGAUGCGGCCGAAAAAUCAACAGAGCAACUGAGAAGCGACCACGCUAAAAUUUCUAACAGACUAGACUUACUAAAAAAGGAAAACGAAACAUUGCAUAAUGAUAUCGCAAAGAACAGUAAUUCCUACGAAGCAUAUUUGAAAGAAAAUGGUAAAUUAUCGGAAAGAUUGAAUAUCUUGCAAGAAAAAUACAAUACCUUGCAAAAUGUGAAGAGUAAUUCAAAUGAGCACAUCGAUUCUAUCAAAAGACAAUGUGAGGAAUUAAAUGUUAAGUUGAAGGAAUCUACGAAGAAAAUUUUAUCUUUAGAGGAUGAGCUGAAUGAGUAUGCCAAUAUUGUCCAAGACAAAACCAGGGAAGCCAACACUUUGAGAAGAUUAGUCUCGGACAGUCAAGUUGAUGAUUCGAGUAAACAAAAGGAGUUGGAGAAUAAAUUAGCCUAUCUGACGGACGAAAAAAGUAAACUGGAAGCAGAAUUAAACUUGCAAACAUCCAGGAAGGCCAGUGAAGUACAAGAAUGGAAGCAUACAGCUGCCGAGUUGAAAUCAGAAAUACACGCUUUAAAGCUUCGUGAAAAGGAACUAAAAUCAGAAGUUGAGGCAUUGAACCAUGCUAAUAAUGACAUCAAACGCAAAACUCAAGCCACUUCGGAUGAUUCCGACCAGUUGGAACAGAUCACAUCUAAUUUAAAACUUACAUUGUCUAAGGCUGAUGAAAAGAAUUCUGAAUUACAAUCGACCAAUGAGAAACUUUUGAAUUUGAAUAAUGAACUUAACAAGAAAUUUGAUCGACUGUUAAAGAAUUAUCGUUCUUUGUCCUCCCAAUUGAACGCCAUAAAAGAAAGACACCACAGCGAAAAUUCAGGAAGGGUUAGUAGGUCUGGUUCUCUCGGUUCUCUAGCGAACGCGAAUAUUAAUUCCUCAUCAGCCAGUAAUUCUAAUUUGACCAAAUUAGAGAAUAUACGAUCAUCAAGUCCAUUAGAGUUAGACUCCGAGAAAAAUGAAAAAAUUGCAUAUAUAAAAAACGUUCUGUUGGGAUUCUUGGAGCAUAAGGAACAACGGAAUCAAUUGCUGCCUGUAAUUUCCAUGUUGUUGCAGUUGGACAGUACUGAUGAAAAAAGACUAGUUAUGUCUCUGAAGUAA
This is a messenger RNA of Saccharomyces paradoxus, 2742 nucleotides long. RefSeq names its product Imh1p (gene IMH1). The coding region runs from base 1 to 2742 and encodes 913 amino acids. Lineage: Eukaryota; Fungi; Ascomycota; Saccharomycetes; Saccharomycetales; Saccharomycetaceae. Gene Ontology annotation, cellular component: Golgi apparatus. The transcript has a single exon. The record is from RefSeq and is a predicted model, not a curated record.